AGAGCCAAGAUGGCGCCCGCUGCCCAGCUUCCCAUGUGCUCUUUCCGGUUUUAUGUGGAAGCACAAUUUCCAGCCGCUGCUGAGACGUUUGGCCGGUGCCAGCGGUGUGGGUUCUCUUAAAACCGCCCGCCGCGGCGCCAGUCAGCAGCCAGCAUGUCUAGCAGAAACAAUAACAAGCUGCCCAGCAACCUGCCGCAGCUACAGAAUCUUAUCAAGCGGGACCCACCGGCCUACAUCGAGGAGUUUCUACAGCAGUAUAAUCACUACAAAUCCAAUGUGGAGAUUUUCAAAUUACAACCAAAUAAACCCAGCAAAGAACUGGCAGAACUGGUGAUGUUCAUGGCACAGGAGAAAAAGAAAAACUUCAGAAGAUCCUUUGCUUUGUUACAGAUUGGUCACUGCUAUCCAGAACAUUUAAGUAACUUUCCUCAAGAGCUGAAAGAUCUUCUCUCCUACAAUCACACUGUCUUGGAUCCAGAUCUUCGAAUGACAUUUUGCAAAGCUUUGAUCUUACUGAGAAAUAAGAAUCUCAUCAAUCCAUCAAGUUUACUAGAACUCUUCUUUGAACUUCUACGUUGCCAUGAUAAGCUUCUGCGAAAGACUUUAUACACGCAUAUUGUGACUGAUAUCAAGAAUAUAAAUGCAAAACACAAGAACAAUAAAGUGAAUAUAGUAUUGCAGAAUUUCAUGUACACCAUGUUGAGAGACAGCAAUGCAACUGCAGCCAAGAUAUCAUUGGAUGUGAUGAUUGAACUCUACAGAAGAAACAUCUGGAAUGAUGCCAAAACUGUCAAUGUGAUCACAACUGCAUGUUUCUCUAAGGUCACCAAGAUAUUAGUUGCUGCUUUAACAUUCUUCCUUGGGAAAGAUGAAGAAGAGAAACAGGACAGCGACUCAGAAUCUGAGGAUGAAGGACCAACAGCAAGAGACCUGCUAGUGCAGUAUGCCACAGGAAAGAAGAGCUCCAAACACAGGAAGAAGUUGGAAAAGGCUAUGAAAGUGCUCAAGAAACAAAAGAAAAAGAAAAAGCCAGAAGUGUUUAACUUUUCAGCUAUUCACUUGAUUCAUGAUCCCCAAGAUUUUGCAGAAAAACUACUAAAGCAGCUAGAGAGCUCAAAGGAGAGGUUCGAAGUGAAGAUGAUGUUUAUGAACUUCAUCUCCAGAUUGGUGGGAAUCCAUGAGCUUUUCCUCUUCAACUUCUAUCCCUUUGUGCAAAGGUUUCUGCAGCCCCACCAAAGAGAAGUAACAAAGAUCCUUCUGUUUGCUGCACAAGCAUCACAUCACCUAGUACCCCCAGAGAUCAUUCAGUCAUUGCUCAUGACUGUGGCCAACAAUUUUGUUACCGACAAGAACUCUGGGGAAGUCAUGACCGUAGGAAUCAAUGCUAUAAAGGAGAUAACAGCUCGAUGUCCUCUGGCCAUGAGUGAAGAACUUCUCCAAGACCUGGCUCGGUAUAAAACACACAAAGAUAAGAAUGUGAUGAUGUCUGCUAAAACAUUGAUUCAGCUCUUCCGAACACUAAAUCCUCAGAUGUUGCAGAAGAAAUUCCGGGGUAAGCCUACAGAGGCCUCCAUAGAAACAAGAGUGCAAGAAUAUGGAGAAUUGGAUGCUAAAGAUUACAUUCCAGGAGCAGAAAUUCUGGAAGUUAAAAAAGAAGAGAAUGCUGCAGAAGAUGAAGAUGGCUGGGAAAGUACCAGUCUGAGUGAGGAGACGGAUACCGAUGGUGAGUGGGUUGACAUGCACCAUUCUUCCGAUGAAGAACAGCAAGAAAUCUCCAAGAAGCUGAACACCAUGCCCAUGGAGGAGCGGAAAGCCAAAGCUGCAGCCGUCAGCACUAGCCGAGUUUUAACUCAGGAAGACUUCCAGAAAAUCCGCAUAGCCCAAAUGAGGAAAGAACUAGAUGCUGCCCCUGGGAAAGCUCAAAAGAGAAAGUAUAUUGAAAUAGACAGUGAUGAGCCCAGGGGUGAGCUACUUUCUCUUCGGGACAUUGAGCACCUCCAUAAAAAACCAAAGUCUGACAAGGAGACAAGACUGGCAACCGCAAUGGCUGGAAAGACUGACAGAAAAGAAUUUGUGAGGAAGAAAACCAAAUUGAAUCCAUUUUCCAGUUCCACAAAUAAAGAGAAGAAAAAACAGAAGAACUUCAUGAUGAUGCGGUACAGCCAUAAUGUCCGGUCAAAAAAUAAGCGUUCCUUCCGAGAAAAGCAGCUAGCACUACGAGACGCCCUUUUGAAAAAGAAAAAAAGAUUGAAGUAACCUCCAAGCAAGUUUUCCAUUCCAAGAAGGAUGAUAAAUGUGUCAUUAUUUUGAAAAUUAGUAAAUCAAGAAUGUUUACAUUAAAAAGUCCCAAAGGACUGUAUUGUGAAAAACACAGUAAACUUGGUAGCAGUUUGUUUUUAUUUUGGAGAUAGGUAAUGGUGGGAAUGUUUGAAAUGUAAACAGUGUGAUGUAGUCGUUUUCACAUUCAUACAAAAAGAAAUACUGUUCAGUGCCUACUAAUUGUCACUGUAGAUGUAAAAGUGAAAGAGCCAUAAUCCCUCACUCAAGACAUUCACAGCCUAUUUGGGGCAGGGUGGAGGCAGAUGUGUAAGUAUGUAUUUACAGUGCAGUGUAAAUAGUUCUCCAGCAGAGGUAGGUCCAUAUUUCUAUGGGGUCCCAGAAGCCUUACAAACUAACUUUGCAGGGGAUAGGAUUUACAUAUUCUCUUAAAAUAAAACAGGACAAUGUUACAAGAGUAAGAAGUUCUUACUUGUAAAUAGGCUUACCUGCUGAAAACAGGUCCCUGCUGUAUAGAUUUUGGGUAGACACUUUACCUUUUUAGUCCACCCAAAGGAUUUAAAUAUUUUUUUGAAUGCCAAGUACAAGCUUUUGAUUAAGAUCUCACUUUUUAAAUUGCCUUAAGUAUGACUAGUAAUCUUGGGAUGUCUUUUUAGGUCAUCAGUUAGGCUGCCAACUCCUCUACAGAAGAAGAAGAAAUCAGAUUAGCUUCCUCAGCCUUCCUUCACGCUGUAAUAUUUUCAGCCCACUGUUUGCUUUGUAUCAAUAAAAGGUUUUUAAUGUCAAAUAGGUA
Messenger RNA from Manis pentadactyla (Chinese pangolin), 3070 nucleotides. RefSeq names its product SDA1 domain containing 1 (gene SDAD1). NCBI's taxonomy places the organism in Eukaryota, Metazoa, Chordata, Mammalia, Pholidota, Manidae. The transcript is spliced from 22 exons. Gene Ontology annotation, biological process: ribosomal large subunit biogenesis; ribosomal large subunit export from nucleus. Gene Ontology annotation, cellular component: nucleolus. Bases 154 to 2256 code for a protein of 700 amino acids. The record is from RefSeq and is a predicted model, not a curated record.